Myxocyprinus asiaticus (Chinese sucker) is the source of this 1194-nucleotide messenger RNA. RefSeq names its product C-factor-like. Gene Ontology annotation, molecular function: oxidoreductase activity. The record is from RefSeq and is a predicted model, not a curated record. The transcript is spliced from 7 exons. The coding region runs from base 196 to 1014 and encodes 272 amino acids. Lineage: Eukaryota; Metazoa; Chordata; Actinopteri; Cypriniformes; Catostomidae.
GCUUUCACUGUAUGAACAAAAGAGCUUCAUUUCAGUUCUGCUAAAGAUGGAAAGACAUACACAUCUUGGAUGGCUUAAAGAAGGACAGCACAAUACACCAGUGCAAUAUGGGGCGUGGAGUCCACUCAGCCGCAUAUAAAAAGCACUUUCAAGAAACAGUGUGGUUGAUUUGACCACACAGAUAGAUCUUUGAACAUGGCAGCAUUUAAGGCAGGCAAUGUCCUAAUAACUGGGGCCAACCGGGGCUUGGGCUUUGAAAUGGUCAAGCAACUCUUGGAGGUCCCCUGUCCAAAGUGGCAGAUUUUCGCCGGCUGCCGUGACCCAGAUGGGCCAAAGUCUGAGGCAUUGAGAGAACUGGUGAAAAAGCAUCCAAGUGUGAUCACUAUUAUAGGUCUCGAUGUUGCUGAUCCAUGCAGCAUUAAAGAGUCUGCCAAGAAAGUGGGUUCACUAUUGGGGAAGAACAGCCUGAACAUGCUGGUGAAUAAUGCUGCCGUGUUGGCAUCUGGCUCCAUGAUGACCAUUCCCGCUGAGGACAUGCAGAACACCUUCAACACCAACGUGAUGGGGCCGUUAUUAGUCAUUAGGGAGUACCUACCAUAUCUACAAACUGCAGCCAAAGCCAGAGGAACAUCAGGAAUGUCCUGUGAUAAAGCUGCUGUCAUCAAUAUCUCCUCUACAGGGGGCUCCAUAACCAGCAUGCCUUCCAUGUACACCCAAUUUCCAGUGUUGCCUUAUAGCGUGAGCAAGGCAGGUCUCAACAUGCUGACUGCAUUAAUUGCGGUGGAGUUAAAGCCAGAUGAGAUCCUCUGCAUGGCCCUUCACCCAGGAUGGGUUAGGACUGACAUGGGUGGAGAAGAGGUGAGUGUAGGAUCUAUAACCACAAAGUUGAUGUUUUUAAAGGCACCACUUGAAGCAAGAGAAAGUGUGGAGGGGAUGCUGCGUGUCAUUAGCAGCCUAACUGAGAAUGAGCAUGGUGGGUUCAUGGACUACACUGGACAAACUCUGCCCUGGUAAACCAAAAGAACACAGAUUUUGACAUCUGAGAGGACACCAAAGGGCUGAUCCAGAUCCAAACUGCCCUAUACUAUCACGAAAGUGCCUCCGUAAUCAUAGCACUUAAAGGCAAUACGUACUUAUGACAGACACAUUACAACUUUGCUUUAUACAGUUUUUCAUACAAUAAAAAAUCUGAAC